Peromyscus californicus insignis is the source of this 1191-nucleotide messenger RNA. RefSeq names its product PPE family protein PPE34-like. Bases 1 to 1191 code for a protein of 396 amino acids. Lineage: Eukaryota; Metazoa; Chordata; Mammalia; Rodentia; Cricetidae. The record is from RefSeq and is a predicted model, not a curated record. The transcript has a single exon.
AUGAGGGAUUUGGGUAAAAACUGGGAAGUUCAGGCCAUCAGGAGCUGGGAACUACUGCAGCUGGAGCCUGGCUGCCAGGUGGUGUCGGGUUACAGUCCAUCAGGUACACUGCAGUCCACCAACAGUGGCCACCUGGAACUGCGGUCCACCAACAGUGGCCACCUGGAACUGCAGUCCACAAACAGUGGCCACCUGGAGCUGCAGUCCACCAACAGUGGCCACCUGGAACUGCGGUCCACCAACAGUGGCCACCUGGAGCUGCAGUCCACCAACAGUGGCCACCUGGAGCUGCAGUCCACAAACAGUGGCCACCUGGAGCUGCGGUCCACCAACAGUGGCCACCUGGAACUGCGGUCCACCAACAGUGGCCACCUGGAACUGCGGUCCACCAACAGUGGCCACCUGGAGCUGCAGUCCACCAACAGUGGCCACCUGGAACUGCGGUCCACCAACAGUGGCCACCUGGAGCUGCAGUCCACCAACAGUGGCCACCUGGAACUGCGGUCCACCAACAGUGGCCACCUGGAACUGCAGUCCACCAACAGUGGCCACCUGGAACUGCGGUCCACCAACAGUGGCCACCUGGAACUGCGGUCCACCAACAGUGGCCACCUGGAACUGUGGUCCACCAACAGUGGCCACCUGGAGCUGCAGUCCACCAACAGUGGCCACCUGGAACUGCGGUCCACCAACAGUGGCCACCUGGAACUGCGGUCCACCAACAGUGGCCACCUGGAACUGCAGUCCACCAACAGUGGCCACCUGGAACUGCAGUCCACAAACAGUGGCCACCUGGAACUGCGGUCCACCAACAGUGGCCACCUGGAGCUGCAGUCCACCAACAGUGGCCACCUGGAACUGCAGUCCACCAACAGUGGCCACCUGGAACUGCAGUCCACCAACAGUGGCCACCUGGAACUGCAGUCCACCAACAGUGGCCACCUGGAACUGCGGUCCACCAACAGUGGCCAACUGGAACUGCGGUCCACCAACAGUGGCCACCUGGAGCUGCAGUCCACCAACAGUGGCCACCUGGAGCCAUUCAUGCGCUGCUGCUCUUUUCCUACUCGUCCCUGCCCCCUCCAUCUGACCCUAAUACACAGGCGCAUAUUCAAAGUCUCCAUAAAAACAAGGACUUUCUUCUCCUGCAGUCUCGGAGGCACAGGUGCUGGAUACAUACUUGUUGACUGA